GCUCCGCCGUUGCCGCGUGGCGGUGCACAGGUUGCUGUUGCAGGGCUUACGAGAGGAAAGUGUGGUGCUGCUUGAGAGAGACAGGAUGGGCGUUGCGCACUCCUCCCAGGGGCUCACCUGCCUGGAGAAUCCGCCGAAAAAGGACACCGGGCACUCACAGGCGGACGGGACGAGAAAACGCUGGGCCAGGUGCGGAGGGGAAGUCGAGGAAAGGGUGGACAACUUCGCUUCCGGCUUGGAGCAGGAGGGUCUCACGCCACCCAACCCCGACGGCAUGAAGCUGCUGGCCCUGUACUCGAGGAACAGGCCGGAGUGGAUUAUCGCAGAACAGGGGGGGAUUUCUUACCCCUCCGACAGCGGAACUCCUAUCAGGAUUCUCAUGAAGGCGGCGUUCGCCCACUCUGCCCUGACCGUGCCUCUCUACGACACGCUCGGGCCGGAGACCGUUGAGUUCGUGAUAACCCAGACAAGCCUCACGACGGUGGUGUGUUCGGGCGUAGCAGAGCUGCGGAAGCUGGUGGCCAUUGCGGACGGGGGGCGGUGCCCGUCGCUAAAGACGGUUGUGGUGAUGGACGGCAUCAGCGAGAGGGAGAGGAGAGAGGCCGUGCGCGCGGGUCUGCGGGUGUACGCCUUCGCGGAAGUGGAGGGGAUAGGGGCCUCGCACGCUCACCCGCACCGCCCACCGGGGCCCAACGACCUGGCCACGUUCUGCUACACGUCGGGAACGACCGGAAACCCCAAGGGGGCGUUGCUGACCCACCGCAACUUCAUCGCGGACUCGGCGGCCGCGGAGUUGAUGGAGACCUUCAACGCCGACUCGACGGACGUGUACCUCUCGUACCUGCCGCUCCCCCACAUCUUCGAGCGGAUGGUGCAGGUGGCCAUUCUCAACGUAGGUGCGGCUGUGGGCAUUUUCCGGGGCGACCCUACACUGCUGGUGGAAGACAUGCAGGCGCUUCGACCGACCGUCAUGGCGGCUGUUCCGAGGGUCCUCAAUCGCUUGCACGACAAGAUCGUGCAAGGCAUGCUGGCCGCGGGGGGCCUAAAGACCAAGCUGUUCGUCAAGGCUUGCGAGGCCAAGGUGCAAGGACUGCACGAGGGCCGCCUGACGCAUGCCCUGUGGGAUAAGCUCGUCUUCGGCAAGAUCAAGGCAGCUCUUGGUCUCGAUCGGAUCCAGAUGAUGGUAACCGGGUCAGCUCCCGUGGCGGCCCACGUCCUCACCUUCAUGAGAAUCCUGAUAGGAGUUCCGCUGUUGGAGGGAUAUGGGCAGACCGAAACCACGGCUGGUUCGACCAUGACCCAGAGCGGCGACUUCUCUGUGGGCCACGUCGGCGGCCCGUUCAGCUGCACCGAGAUCUGCCUUAAGGACGUCCCCGAGAUGGGCUACCGACACACGGACACGUGGCACGGGGGUGACCCGAGGGACGCCGGUGGCGGCGGCGAGGCGUGCGAGGGCAGAGGAGAGAUUUGCUUCCGUGGGUGCAAUGUGUUUGUGGGGUACUACAAAGACGAUGAGAAGACGCGAGAGGCUUUCGACGAAAACGGCUGGCUAAUGUCGGGGGACAUCGGCAUGUGGAAUUUAGAUGGGGCGCUGAAGAUUAUCGACCGCAAGAAGAACAUCUUCAAGCUUUCCCAGGGGGAGUACGUGGCUCCCGAGAAGUUAGAGAAUAUCCAUACCCAGAGCCCCCUCGUGGCCCAGUCGUACGUGCACGGUGACAGCCUGCGGAGCUCCCUCGUCGCUAUAAUCGUGCCGGACCCGGAUGCCGCCGCCGGUUGGGCGGACGCGAACGGAUGCGGAAACGCCUCGAUGGUGGAGCUCUGCCGAAACCCAGGCUUGAAAGCAGAUGUGAUGCUGGAGCUGGAGACCGUUGCUGAGAGAGCCGGACUGCAGCGGUUCGAGAAGGUCCGAGCUAUUCACUUGGAGCCUGAUCCUUUUAGCGCUCAGAACGGCCUGCUCACGCCGACGUUCAAGCUCAAGAGGGCGCAGGCGCUGGAGGCGUACUCCAAGGUCAUCGCGGCACUGUAUGCUGGUUUAGAGGCAGGGGGCCCGACGUCCAGACUGUGAUUUCCUUGUGUUGGUGUUGUCGACAUGUUCUCGGGCCAGGAAGACGACUUUCCUCGCAGACAGCAUGGGUUGUUUACUUGCCCGCGAUCUCGGAAGCGUGUCAAAUCAGCUCCUCGAGUCGACCGGGCCAUGUUGCCUCCUAGACUAGAUGCACCUCCGUCAUUUGGCCUUCUAUUGUCUACACCAUGGGAUGUUCUGUGUUGAGAGGGACCUGCGGCAAGCGUCCCAUCUGGCUUCCUUGCACCCACCGGUGCAGCAACAGUUGGGUAUGCACCUUUUUAUGACGGAUGGGUCCAUCUGAAUUCCCCAUCAGGAAGGACUUACCUGAUGGCUUGUGUGUCUGUGCUAGUCCCGAAAGGCGGGUUGCGAACACGGAUGAUGCGCAGACUCGAAACUGAGCUGACAUCACGAUUCGACUCCUUUGUGCGGUUGAUUCCUACCAUCUCACACGCUGACGCUUCAGGUCGAGGAUACCAGAUUUGGUCCUCACAAUGGAAUUGGCAACUGAUAUAUCACGUACAUACGCGAAAGUAUUCUUCGUGUACGGGGAAUCGUCACUUGAGUGAAUGAGAGACGCUAUGACCCCGUGGUUUUGUUGCGGAUGGAGGGAGGUCGCAGUCUGGCCGACUGCUCCAGCCCCCUUUUCCAGCGGGGCUGCGUAGACGCGCCGAUUGCGUUGGUGUUACGCCUCUAUCAGCAUCCUCCACGUUGGAGCUCAUCGGCUGCUCUUACGCUUCAUCGCGGUUUCUCCGCGUCGGGGCGUCCCGUUACACUGGUGGCAUGAUCGUCCGGUGGUGGACGCUGCCAGCGAUUAGUACGGAAUAUUUUCAAAGAGUAAGAAGAAAAUACUAUGGUUGGUCGUGCAUUCGAAGGACAAUAGAUUGGGUGCUCACAUGUAUUGCAUUCGAUUGGCCACAACCCCACCACCCAAGGGUUGACCUGGGGGGAUAAAACAGGAACGGCGUUUCUUUUAUACUCGAAAACCGCCCAACUCACAACUUUCGAGAGAUCUACGCCCUUGUUGUGUAAAGAAUUCUUCCUACUUACUGUGAGAAAAUUCAGACCAUUUACACGAGAGACACCAUACAAAAGGGUCCUCCCUCCCUCUACCUAUAUAAGCUAGAGGAAAUAUCAAAGCUUGAUUUAAUAUAUAUAACGACCCCCAAGGGCUCUUGAAAGGAGAGCUCGCCGACCUACCCGGGGACGGGGCCUGAUUGGUCGCGACCCACACCCACAGGUUUCUCUUCGUCUGUGUGAGGAGGGUUCGUUGGCCUGCUUAUCGCAGUCUUCUGGCUAU
Messenger RNA from Ectocarpus siliculosus, 3362 nucleotides. The record is from the annotation of a GenBank genome assembly. NCBI's taxonomy places the organism in Eukaryota, Phaeophyceae, Ectocarpales, Ectocarpaceae.